UUUCAAGGCAGUCAUUCAAAAUUUCAAAAUCACUCCCCCAAUUUAGAAACAGCUAGCUAGCCCCAGUAUUUGUCAAUGGAGUUGCAAGAUUUGAUCCUGAUAGCAGCAACUUCUUUAGGCUUACUCUCUCUGUGUAAAGCCUUCAUCAAUUUUCUCAGAUGGGUGUGGGUUAUGUUCUUUCGGCCCCCGAAGAAUCUCAAGGAGUAUGGUUCAUGGGCUGUGAUAACUGGCUCCACCGAUGGAAUUGGGAAAGCCCUUGCAUUCGAAUUGGGAUCAAAGGGUCUUAACUUGGUCUUAGUUGGUCGCAGCCCUUCAAAACUCGAAGCUACAUCGAAGGAGAUACACGAAAAGUACGGCGGAAAAGUAGAAACAAAAAGUAUUGUUAUAGACUUCGCCAAAUCCAGCGGAGAGGAGAUAUGUAAGAUGAUAGAGGGAGGAAUAAGAGGGUUAGAUGUUGGGAUUUUGAUCAAUAACGCAGGGGUGGCAUACCCUUACGUAAUGUAUUUUCAUGAGGUUGAGUUGGAGGUGAUGGAGAGCCAUGUGAAGGUGAACAUAGAUGCAGCGACUUGGGCGACUAGGUCUGUGCUUCCGGGUAUGCUGAAGAAGAAGAAAGGAGCAAUACUCAACAUUGGCUCCGGUUCCUCCUUGUCCUCUUACCCUUUAGGCGCCGUUUAUGCUGCAACUAAAGCGUAUCUUGCAAUGUUCUCAAGAAGCAUCGGUUUGGAAUACAGGCAACACGGAAUAGAUAUUCAGUGCCAGAUUCCACUAUUUGUGGCAACAAAGAUGAUAAGAGGUUUGAAGGCGUCUCCUAUGUUGGUUCCAUCACCGGAGACGUAUAGCAAAGCAAGCAUACGAUGGAUCGGUUAUGAGCAUAUCUGCAUACCAUACUGGACCCAUUCUGUGCAGUGGUUUAUAAUGCAUGGAUUGCCAGAUGCAUUACUGGAUUGGUGCACUCUCGACUACUAUCUCAAAGUGCGUCAGAGAAGAUUGAAGAAGAUGAUGAGGGUGAAGCAGUGAAAACUUUUAUUUUUAUUUUUUGUCUCACUGUGCUCGUUGUUCGUACUUCUUCAAGGUUUCUCUGCAACCAAGCUAAGUUGUUUGUUUUAUUUUAUAUUCCGCUUCACAUGCUCAAUUCUCGAGGAUCUCAACUGGUUCAAACCAGCUUUGCAUGAUGCCAUC
Molecule: messenger RNA, 1179 nt
Organism: Alnus glutinosa
Lineage: Eukaryota; Viridiplantae; Streptophyta; Magnoliopsida; Fagales; Betulaceae
Product: very-long-chain 3-oxoacyl-CoA reductase 1-like
Exons: 3
Coding region: 76-1017 (313 amino acids)
Cellular component (GO): endoplasmic reticulum
Molecular function (GO): ketoreductase activity
Source: RefSeq, a predicted model, not a curated record